Messenger RNA from Hemisphaericaspora subhashii, 504 nucleotides. It is a transcript of the gene IMP2, whose product is annotated as endopeptidase catalytic subunit. The record is from RefSeq and is a predicted model, not a curated record. The transcript has a single exon. Gene Ontology annotation, biological process: mitochondrial respiratory chain complex assembly. NCBI's taxonomy places the organism in Eukaryota, Fungi, Ascomycota, Pichiomycetes, Serinales, Debaryomycetaceae. Gene Ontology annotation, molecular function: serine-type endopeptidase activity. Bases 1 to 504 code for a protein of 167 amino acids. Gene Ontology annotation, cellular component: mitochondrial inner membrane peptidase complex; membrane.
AUGAGCAGGAUACCACAAGGUGUUAAAACUGCUUUCAUUACGUUUACUUGGUUUCCAGUUUUAUACACCUUUACCAAUCAUGGAUAUCAACCAUAUAAAAUAAGUGGAUUUUCAAUGACACCAACUUUUAAUCCCGGUACUGAAACAACAACUAAUGAUAUUGUAAUUGUUCAGAAAUUCAAUUUAAAGAAACCAAGUUCUCUUGAUAGAGGUGAUAUUAUUAUGUUUAGAUCGCCAUCAAAUCCAGAAAAAUUAUUAACUAAACGAGUUAUAGGAUUACAAGGUGAUUUAAUUCGUCCUAAAUCACCACCAUAUCCUAAACCAGAAGUGAGAAUACCGAGAAAUCAUUUAUGGGUUGAAGGCGAUAAUGGAAUUCAUUCAAUUGAUUCAAAUACGUUUGGUCCUAUAAGUCAAGGGUUGGUAGUUGGGAAAGUAAUGACUGUAAUAUGGCCAUUGAAUAGAUUUGGUUGUGAUUUAUCUGGUGGAAGGGAUUUGUCAAUAUGA